AUGGCGCUUCUCACCCACUUCCUGGCCUGCAUCUUUGGGACCGGUUCUUGGAUGGCCAUCAACGGCGUCUGGGUAGAACUCCCCCUGCUGGUGAAUCAGCUCCCCGAAGGCUGGUACCUCCCAUCCUACCUGAUCAUCAUCAUCCAGCUGGCCAACGUCGGGCCGCUCUUCGUCACCCUGAUGCACAAAUGGAAGCCCCACCUGCUGGGCGAGGUGCCCGUCAUCUGCGCCGUGGUCUCCAUGGGAACUGUGGCCUGCUUCCUGUUGGCCUUCUUGUGGGACCGCACCACGUUUGUGGCCGGAAACCGACACAGCACGGCAUUCUUGGUCCUCACCUUUGUCCUGUCCCUGGUGGACUGUACCUCUUCCGUCACUUUCCUGCCUUUCAUGGUGCGCCUCCACCCUCGAUACGUCCCCACUUUUUUCAUCGGCGAAGGCCUGAGCGGGCUGAUCCCUGCCCUCUUUGCUUUGGCCCAGGGCUCGGGAGUUUCUAGCUGCGUCAACGUAACAAUGCCACAGAACGACACAGCCGCCGCCAAAGAGACUCUCAGCAACGUGACCGCAGCAGACGUUGACUUCCACAUGACAACCCAAUAUUCCCCUGCCAACUUCUCCAGCCUCGUCUUCUUCAUUGUCCUGUCCGCCAUGAUGUUUUCCUGCCUCGUGGCCUUCUUCUUCCUCAACCGGCUCCCCAAGGUGUGGGAACUCUCCGAGCAGAACCUCUGCACCAGCAACGUCACCCUCAACUCGGUCCAGAAAAUCCCCGUGGACAGACAAGGAUCCAUGGACUCCGCCAAAAGUGUGGACAAUGCAGAUCCGGAGAAGAUCACCUAUUCCUGGGCCAAGUUUGCCUUCGUCUAUUUCCUCGUCGCCUGGGCGAAUGCACUGACCAAUGGCAUCUUGCCCUCGGUGCAAAGCUACUCCUGUUUGCCAUACAGCAACAUGGCUUACCACCUAGCGGCAACGCUGAGCUCCGUGGCCAAUCCUCUUGCGUGCACCAUUGCUACCUUUCUGCCUAGCAGGUCUCUCCCCAUCCUGGGGACCGUAGCACUGACCGGGACUGCGUUUGGAGCCUACAACAUGGCGAUGGCGGCCAUGAGCCCGUGUCCGUUGCUCCAGCGCUCAGAGUGGGGGGACGCCAUCAUUGUCGUCUGCUGGAUUCUCUUCACCGGGACCCUCAGCUAUGUCAAAGUCAUGACCGGGAUGAUCCUCCGGAGCCACAGCCACAGCGCCCUUGUGUGGUACGGAGCGGUGGAGCAGCUGGGGUCGCUGCUGGGAGCCGUGGUCAUGUUCCCCCUCGUCAACGUCUACAGCCUAUUCAGGUCCGCUGAUUUCUGCAACUUUCGGUGCCCGGCAUGA
Messenger RNA from Euleptes europaea (tarantolino), 1359 nucleotides. RefSeq names its product solute carrier family 52 member 3 (gene SLC52A3). The transcript has 4 exons. Gene Ontology annotation, molecular function: riboflavin transmembrane transporter activity. NCBI's taxonomy places the organism in Eukaryota, Metazoa, Chordata, Lepidosauria, Squamata, Sphaerodactylidae. The coding region runs from base 1 to 1359 and encodes 452 amino acids. The record is from RefSeq and is a predicted model, not a curated record. Gene Ontology annotation, biological process: riboflavin transport. Gene Ontology annotation, cellular component: plasma membrane.